CCACGUUCUCCAUGUCAAGGUUAAGAUCAUUGACAGAGAGAAACAACAACGUAUGGAAUCAUGACAAACAGAUCGAUACGUCCAUUCAAACAUCUCAGAAACAGCUACAGCUAGAGGGUCUCAGGGAGAGGAAGAGACAGUCACCUCUAUGUUCUUCUUCAUGACUGUGACGGCUCUUACUCCAGCUCUGGGCCUCCUCAUCCUCUCACCGGUUCUGCAACAGGGCGUAGAAUAUGGAGAGCUGCGAUUGGUUGGAGGCCGAUUGCCCAGUGAGGGUCGAGUGGAGAUUUACUACAAUGGGGAAUGGGGCACAGUCUGUGAUGAUAACUGGGAUAUCACUGAUGCUCAUGUGGUAUGUCGCAGUCUGGGUUACAUCAAUGCAACUGAGGCAACUAUAGGAGGCAUCUUCGGAUCAGGGUCCGGCUCGAUCCUAUUGGACGACAUUUACUGCACAGGUUUAGAAUCGUCUCUGACACAAUGUCAAAGCGAAGGCUGGAAAAUUCACAACUGCCAGCACUCUGAAGAUGCUGGUGUUCGCUGUGACCCACGGAGGAUUGACGUUUUGUCUGGGUACCGACUCGAUCUAACAGCAGAAUUCUAUGAGUCGCUGAGCCAGCUGUACAGUAGCCGCAGAGACUGUGAUAUGAACAUCUCAGUGAGUGUGCGGGAGAAUGGCAGUGAGGUGCUGACAAGCUGUGUGCACAGGUUAAUAUUUAGCAUGCACUCCGAUGGAAACCUGAUCAGUCAAACUCCUGGCAACACUUUCCACAUGGUCAUCUCCCAGGACUGUGUCAGAUUUGUCAAUGAUUUCAUCAGAUAUUUUUACACCAGGAAGCUGUACAUUAAGUUGUUUUCAGUGAAAUGCCUUCACAGCAUGGCGUCCAAUUACAGUGUGACUGCAAUUCGUGAUUACUGCGAUAAACUGUUUUAUAAACUACUCCCCCAGGAUCCUUCCUUCAAGCACCAGCUGGAGCUGUACAAAUACGCUGAGCUGGUGAAUGACUUCUAUCUCCAGGGUUUAUGCUUGAAAUACUUUGCCUGGCACUGUGAGACUUUCAGCCAAUCAGCAGUGUGGUACCAAAUGUCGGGGAAGGGGUUGGGCAUGUUGCUGCAGAGAUCGGAUCUUGUUAUUCGGGAUGAGUUCACUUUGUUCCAGGCAGUUGAGGCCUGGAUUGUUCUGAAUGAGAAGCCUGAGCUGACUGACCAGUUAAUGGGGAAAAUUCGCUUCAACAUGAUGUCCCCAGAAACAUUGGUCUCUAUCCCAUUUAACUCGACUCUCUACCAGGCUUCCCAGAAUACCUUCAUCCCUAAACUCCUCGAAGCGUUUGAAUUCCAUUCCGUUUCUGUGCAAAAGCUAAAAUAUUACAGAAAUAUCUUGGAUCCUCAGUACCAUCCCAGAACCUACACUACGUUACAUUGGAGCACCCUUCUGCCCAUCACCUCGACUGGGUACAGCCCCUCUCGAGGAUCCACACGGUACUCAGGGAAGUCUUUUUAUAUGACUCCUGCUCCAUACCACGGUGAGAGCGAAUGGUAUUACAGUGGAUUUAACCCCUUUCGCUCCUCUCCCAGCUCCUUCUUUCAGACAGCUGAGCACAUGAGCCAGCUAUAUACCAACAGGAAGAAGCUCUCCUGGUCAGCUUGGUAUCACCACAGUGCUCAGAGGUGUCGAAACAGUAAUGUCAUCUGCCCCUAUGACACGUAUCCAGUAGCUGCAUUAACCACGGCCACUUACACCAUCCCAAUGUCCAUCACAUACCACAACAGAGUGCUCCUGCUCUGUGAUGAUCACCACAUUGCCUUUGUUCAGGACAUGAAGAAUUCCACAGCUGUACUCCCCUCACUCAAUACUACCGGCCUCUUCCUUUUCCCUUGUAAGACAGGAGUUACAUCUAUCAGGUUUGUGGUCAGGCCAAUCUAUACCUAACCCCCCUCCCAACCCCGGGCAUUCCAGAUGACAUACUCCAUUGGACAGACGCUCCAUAGAGCUCCUGGUGUCACCAUUAACCUGUGCACAGCCAUUUCUCUUAUCCUGAUGAUAAAUUCUCCCAAUUCUGCAGAGAAUAGACCCACAUUUGUUCCAGCCAAUGUCUACCUAUUGGGAAAAGCUUUUACAGUUAGUUUUAUGAGCUUUCUUCUUGUAAGUUUACAUUGAUUCUAUUCUGACUUCCUUGGCCUGCUUUUGCUGC
This is a messenger RNA of Stegostoma tigrinum, 2189 nucleotides long. RefSeq names its product galectin-3-binding protein-like. The transcript has 6 exons. NCBI's taxonomy places the organism in Eukaryota, Metazoa, Chordata, Chondrichthyes, Orectolobiformes, Stegostomatidae. The record is from RefSeq and is a predicted model, not a curated record. Gene Ontology annotation, cellular component: membrane. Bases 161 to 1927 code for a protein of 588 amino acids.